Fusarium sp. VM40 is the source of this 1830-nucleotide messenger RNA. NCBI's taxonomy places the organism in Eukaryota, Fungi, Ascomycota, Sordariomycetes, Hypocreales, Nectriaceae. The record is from the annotation of a GenBank genome assembly.
AUGGCACAGGCGCCCGAGCCACUCACGCAACCCGACGAUAUUCACGUUAACCUCACAACCGCCAAUCCAUCUCAACUUCACAAACAUGGAUCUUCUGAACAAGAAAUCCCGGCAGCCCAUCCAAGCGAUCACAAUGAUCCAUGUAUCAACUCCAGUGAACCAGAAACACCAGAAUCUACAUCCAAGAUGAGCCUACUCCAAAUUGCAACAGUCAUGUCUUCACUUUGCGCCUGCGUCUUCCUUGCCGCCCUUGAGGUAACGAUCGUAUCAACCGCCCUACCCACCAUUGCCGCUCACUUCACCUCCGACUCAGGCUACACCUGGAUUGGUACAUCUUUCGUUCUCGCCCAUACGGCUUCAACUCCAUCCUGGGGUAAGGUUUCUGACAUAUGGGGUAGAAAGCCCAUAUUGCUUGUCGCCAAUGUCAUCUUCUUCGGAGGGAGCCUGGUGUGCGCUCUCGUUAAUGACCUAGCUACUUUUAUUGCUGGACGAGCUAUUCAGGGCUUGGGAGCUGCGGGUAUGCAGACCAUGGUGAAUAUUUGCAUAAGCGAUAUGUUCUCGCAGAGGGAUCGAGGGCUGUAUUAUGGCUUGACGUCUAUCAUGUGGGCGGUCGCCUCGGGAGUUGGUCCUGUACUUGGAGGCGCCUUUACAGAUCGACUAAGUUGGAGGUGGUGCUUUUGGAUCAAUUUACCCAUCACCGCCGCAGUCUUCGUUCUACUCGUCCUUACCCUCAAACUCCCCUCUCCCAAUACCCCUGUAUGGGCGGGUCUUAAAGCCAUCGACUGGCCUGGGAGUCUUCUCAUUAUAGGAGGCACUCUGAUGCUUCUACUUGGCCUUUACCUGGGAGGCGUCUACGAGCCCUGGAAUUCGGCAACUGUCGUUUGUCUUGUUGUAUUCGGGUUUAUUACUGCAGUUCUGUUCAUAUGGAACGAAUGGAAGUUGGCAGAAUACCCCGUGAUACCAGUACACCUUUUCAGGGCGUGGUCAUCAUCUGCAGCAUACGCGGUCACCUUCUUCCACGCCUUCGUGUUCUUGGGGGUUGCGUAUUACUUACCCCUCUAUUUCCAAGCAGUUCUGCUAGCCAGCCCGCUUCGCUCAGGUGUUUAUCUUCUUCCCUUCAUUCUUUCUAUCUCCAUUUCUGCUGCAGUUACAGGCGCUUACAUACAGCUGAGUGGUAAGUAUCUGACAGCCGUACAUAUCGGGCUGGGUAUCAUGACCUUGGGGAUGGGUCUCAUGAUUAAUCUGGACAUCGAUCUGAACUGGCCGAAGUUGGUCUCCUUUCAAAUCUUGACUGGAAUCGGUGUCGGUAUGAACUUCGAGGGGCCUUUGCUGGCAGUGCAGACUGUUGUGCCGCACAAAGAUGUGGCGGCUGCUACCACAGCGAUGAGCUUCAUUAGAACAAUGGCCACCGCCGUUUCUGUUGUCAUUGGUGGGGUCCUAUUUCAAAAUGAAAUGAAGAGCGAAAACCAAGCACUUGUCGAUAGCCUUGGCCCUGAGCUUGCCAAGCUGUUCGAUGGAGCAUCUGCCUCUGCAAGUGUUGAACUGGUCAAGACGCUUCCCGCAGAGCCACAGCUUAUUGUGAGAACCGCAUUCUUCCAUUCUCUGAAAAAGAUGUGGAUGAUGUAUACUGCAUUUUCGGGUGUUGGCUUGUUGCUUGGCUUCUUUAUCAGAGCACAACACCUUAGCAAAGAACACAAAGAUGCACAAUUGGGCAUAGUUAAUACGUCAUAUGUGUCGAUGCUUGAAGAUCGCGUUGCUAUGUCGACGGGAACUCAUGAGGGCCUCGAGUUGGAGCACAUCUCUCCCAGAGCCAGGAUUGCGUCAGAUUGA